Raphanus sativus (radish) is the source of this 1957-nucleotide messenger RNA. Its product is annotated as protein NRT1/ PTR FAMILY 4.7. Gene Ontology annotation, molecular function: transmembrane transporter activity. Gene Ontology annotation, cellular component: membrane. The record is from RefSeq and is a predicted model, not a curated record. The transcript is spliced from 4 exons. Gene Ontology annotation, biological process: transmembrane transport. Bases 105 to 1817 code for a protein of 570 amino acids. Lineage: Eukaryota; Viridiplantae; Streptophyta; Magnoliopsida; Brassicales; Brassicaceae.
CCAAAAUUUCUCCUUAACUUCCACUCUCUCUCUCUAUAAAUGUCCACACACUACUGCCAUUAAUCAUAUGCUCACUUUCAUUCUCCAAAACAGCUGUUUGCUUAAUGAUCAUGUCUCUAGAGAUUCAACAAAUGGAUGAAGCAAACCGGUUAAGCAUGUGGAAUGGAUACGUAGAUUGGCGAAAUAGACCAGCGUUGCGUGGCUACCAUGGCGGUAUGCUUGCUGCCUCUUUCGUCUUGGUUGUGGAAGUUUUAGAGAACCUUGCGUUCUUGGCAAACGCUAGCAAUCUAGUCUUGUAUCUAUCAACAAAGAUGGGGUUUUCGCCGUCAGGAGCAGCUAACGCAGUAACUGCUUUCAUGGGAACAGCGUUUUUCUUGGCCCUUCUUGGAGGAUUUUUAGCAGAUGCUUUCUUCACCACUUUCCAUAUCUAUCUAGUCAGCGCCGCCAUCGAAUUCUUGGGCUUAUUGGUACUAACGAUCCAAGCACACGAGCACUCCACGGAGCCAUGGGCUCGUGUAGUUCUCUUCGUUGGUCUAUACUUAGUAGCUCUCGGUGUUGGAGGUAUAAAAGGCUCGUUGCCACCUCACGGAGCGGAGCAGUUUGACGAAACAACACCGACUGGGAGGAGACAAAGAUCCUUCUUCUUCAACUACUUCAUUUUUAGCCUCUCGUGCGGUGCCUUGAUAGCCGUCACGGUCGUGGUCUGGCUCGAAGACAACAAAGGCUGGUCUUAUGGGUUCGGUGUCUCCACGGCCGCGAUCUUGAUCUCAGUUCCGGUUUUCUUGUCCGGUUCUCGCUUUUAUCGGCUCAAGGUUCCCAGCGGAAGUCCCAUCACGACUCUAUUCAAGGUCUUAACCGCUGCUUUAUACGCUAAGUAUAAGAAAAGAACUUCAAGAAACGAUGUUACGUGUCAUACAAGAAACGAAUGCAACGACGAUAUAGGCAAGGGAAACGCAGAUAGAGAUGAAGAGAUUCUUGGAUCAUUCCUCGAUGAAGCUGUGAGAGAGCGUGAAUCCUUACCUAGACUGCUCCGUUGCACGGAGGAACAAGUCAAAGACGUGAAGAUAGUCAUCAAGACUUUACCAAUUUUCAUGUCUACCAUUAUGCUAAACUGCUGUCUAGCUCAGCUCUCGACUUUCUCCAUCCAACAAGCUUCGACGAUGAACACGAAGCUCGGGUCGUUAACCGUCCCACCUGCGGCAUUACCUGUAUUCCCAGUCGUCUUCACAAUGAUCUUAGCUCCAACGUACAACCACCUCCUCCUCCCUCUCGCUAGAAAAACAACCAAAACCGAAACAGGCGUAACCCAUCUCCAACGCAUUGGAACAGGACUCGUCCUCUCUGUAUUAGCAAUGGCCGUCGCAGCCUUGGUCGAAAUGAAACGCAAGCUUGUUGUUAAAGAGGUUACUUGCUGCUCAAGCAACAACGCACCUUUCUCUUAUUCUUAUUCUUCGCCGCUUCCUAUAACGUUUCUUUGGAUAGCUUUGCAAUAUUUGUUUCUUGGAUCAGCGGAUCUCUUCACUUUAGCAGGUAUGAUGGAGUUUUUCUUCACCGAAGCUCCUUCAACGAUGCGUUCCCUUGCGACCUCGCUCUCUUGGACGUCUCUUGCCAUGGGAUAUUACUUGAGCUCUGUUCUUAUCUCGGCUGUUAAUUUCGUCACGGGUUUGAACCAACACAAGCCUUGGCUUUUGGGGAGGAAUCUGAACGAGUACCAUCUCGAGAGGUUUUACUGGCUCAUGUGUGUGCUUAGUGGGAUUAAUUUCUUGCAUUAUCUCUUUUGGGCUAAGCGUUAUACGUACCGGUUCAACCAAAGCUAGCAUGAACUAAUUAAUUGUAUAGGGAACCUUGUUGUCUGUUAAAUUAGCAAAUCCAUUAUGGCUAGGGUAUGAUAUCUUGGAGAAUAAGUUAUUAUGAUGGUAAAGUAGUUUUUACGGUCAAGAUUAUAAAUUUAAUUAGC